AUGGUCGCAGUGAAUUGUCACGGCGGACGGCGAUCGCGCACAACUGUCGUCGUUCGGAAUUGGCGUGGUAAAUCGGUGGUGCAAGGCUUCAGCUGAUGCGAUCCUGAGAUCCGGUCUGCGCCGACAGCGAAUUGAAUCGAUGGGGAAUUCUUCGUGUGAGCGAGUAUGGUGCCAGCAAUGUUGUCGUCGGUGCGUUGCCCGAGCAAGUCUGCUAGACUGCUGCUGUUCGGUUCUCGCACUUGCCGGCCGAGCUGUGUUUCUGCGACAACUUGCCCAAGUUGUUCGUGGUCAGUCUGCGAAUGUUUCUGCUCUGCAGGCGUACUGGAGUCGUCGAUUAUCGUGUUAUGUCGCGUCGUGUUGGUGAGCGUUAGGCGGGAAGGGAAGGGGAGGUGUGGUGGGGAGAGGUUGAGUUCAUGUAUAAGGGGAAUUGUCGGGGCGCUGAGUGGAGCAGAGACAGGGCAAGUGGUGUGGGAUGGUGCUCGAUUCGUCGUGAACGAAAUCAAUUACCAGGGCGGUACCCACGACAUCCACAUCCUGGUCAGGCUCGGUUCCCGGUACCGGUACAAUCUUGCAAGUCCCAUCGUACCGGCCAAUGCCAUGAGGAAGGAUCUGUGGCGAGGAGGGUGUGUUGAGCGAACAGGGGUUGUGACACAUGAAAGGUACGUACUCUACUUUAACCUCCAAGUCACCACUUCGCGCACGCUCAAGCUAACCGAGUGCCUUUCGAGAUCUACCGGGAGGGCAGAUGAUGGGGCCGAUGCAGGUAGGUAUAGUGACUGCAAUUGAGAAGAAAUGGGAGAAAUAUCCGUAGAUGAUGGCGAUCAAGUUUGGAGAACGACGCGGUGAGAGAGAUGGGAGAAUGCAGGACAGAACUCGCUCGAACGGACCGAA
Parathielavia appendiculata is the source of this 891-nucleotide messenger RNA. RefSeq lists its product as uncharacterized. The transcript has a single exon. The coding region runs from base 166 to 786 and encodes 206 amino acids. The record is from RefSeq and is a predicted model, not a curated record. NCBI's taxonomy places the organism in Eukaryota, Fungi, Ascomycota, Sordariomycetes, Sordariales, Chaetomiaceae.